AUGGAAAAGGAUUCACAAGUCCUUGACCCUAUAAAGGCGAUCCCACUUCGCCACAUACCACCUCAAAGAACCUCUUGGACGAACAAGAGAUGUCAAGCCCUCAAGCACCACCACCUUCUUGGGAUAGUCCUCCAAAAGUUAUCUCCCUUGAAGUCCAAGAAGAACCUUCUUCCCUACCUUGAAGCAGCCGACCUGGAGACGUCUAGCCAAGCCGCAUCUUACAGAGAAGAACACCUUCUAGCCACACCAGAAGAGGAGAUUGACCCUGAACUGAUCGAGUUCGUGAAGAGAGAUCAAUUCCAUGAUCUUUUCGGACAUGAACCGCUUUCUCCAAUCGAGUCAUGGAUCGAUUUUAGAGAAGCAUUCUUGAAGAGAUUUGCAAGGAGACCACCUUUCAAAUCCAAGUACAACCACUACUCUAUCAGCAUGAAGUGGAGCGUGAUGAAGAAGAAUGGGGAGGCAUACAACCCAUCCUGA
Molecule: messenger RNA, 477 nt
Organism: Microthlaspi erraticum
Lineage: Eukaryota; Viridiplantae; Streptophyta; Magnoliopsida; Brassicales; Brassicaceae
Source: the annotation of a GenBank genome assembly